UGUGUGUGAGAGAGAGAGUGUGUGAGAGUGUGUGUUCGUUCGCAUGUGUGUGUGUGUGUAGUCGGGAGGGGAAUCGCUGUUAUAACUCGCAGGAUUUACUCUCUGCCAUUUUGGAGCAAACCGGCGGACAUCAGGAGCAGAGCGGAGGAGUCAUGACCCGGACCCGUGAACUUCCUCUGUGACUCCAAGAGACGGUCUUGAAGUGGGGCAUAAUUAAUCCAGCAAAGGAGGAAGUUUUUUUUGGGGGGGGAGCGGACACCAGUCAUCUGCAGCCAUGUGUUCUACCAAUCAUUCAAACUGGGUCACAUUUGAAGAUGACAACACCCCCCUCGCCUCAUCUCAGAAGCCCUUGCAGGCACCAGGCCUUAUCAAAGCCUCUGUACCACGUCCCAAUGGUCUGAAAUUAGUGCUUCCUCCAAUCAGAGACACUUCAUGGAGCUUCAGUCCUUCCCUGGAAUCCCCUCAAAGCCACUCAAGUCUUAGUGGAAGUUCCUGUGUACCAUGUAACACACCCUUUAGCACUCCUGUAAGUGGGGCACCUAGCGGCGUGUCCUCGCUUCCCUCCAGCACAUGGGAAAGGAACAACUUCUUCCAGAGUUUGUCCAGCGCAUCGACCACCUCUGCCCCUUCUCCUGCACCAGAGGCCUUAAGUCAAACCUCAGAUGGACCAAGCCCUUUUCCUUCUUUCCAGGGGAACUCAGGACACUAUAAUCCUUUCUGGGAUGGAUCUAGACACAGUGCAGAUGUGGACAGUUCCUCCUCUGACUCAGAAUGUGACAACAGCCUACCACGUUUCUUUAUUCGGACCAAAGACGGCCACGAGCCUCCACGUGACCAACUCCAGAGCUCUUUCUCCUAUGUUUGCCACAAACUAGAAGGCUUACGAGCACAAACAGACCAUGAAACAGAGACAGAAAAAAAUGGGCAGAGGCGUCUAAGUUGCAAAACCGAGGUGUUAAGUGAGGACUCAUCUCAGUUUGUUCCCCGAGGUCUGUUUCGUACGCAGAAGAGAGACGGCUGGUCUGUCAUGCUCAGGAUUCCUGAAAAAAAGAACCGUAUGUCCUCUCGACAGUGGGGCCCUAUCUACCUCCGCUUGUUGCCGGGUGGUGUGCUGCAAAUGUACUAUGAGAAAGGGCUGGAGAAGCCAUACAAGGAGUUCCAGCUUCUCCCACAGUUUAGGCUCUCUGACCUUAAACUGGAAAGCUACGGUGAGCCCCGCAAAGUCCUCACAGUCAAGGUGGAGCAUUACUCCUACAUAGAAAAGAAACGCUAUCACCCGAAGUUGGAUGUUAGUCAUGAGGCAGAGGUGGACCAGCUGCUCAAGUUCGGCUCCACAGUGCAUGAUGACAUGGAGGACCUGGUAGUGACCAUGGAAGAGGAAAUCUUCAAACUGUGUCUACCCCAUCAGCAACGGCGGCACUACGAGGAGCAGGAGCUGUCGUUGCAGAUCACUGAUCAUAUCUGGGUACAACUGGACAAGUCGGGAGGAGUCAUAGAGCGGACAGGAUUCACCCAGAUUCACUGUCUUGCUUUUCUGAAUGGACUAGGGGAUUGUUUUCUUGCCCUUAAUGAUCUUGGGCUUCUGCGCUGUAACUCCAGCUACGGGUCUGACGAGGGCAACGAACUCUGGAUGGAGAUUGCCGACUGCCAUUUCCACAAAUGUGUAAAUGAGGCAGAGUUUGCGAGGUCCCGACUGAUAAAGUUCUCACCCCCUGACGCCUGCAGAGUUGAGCUGAUGAGGUUCAAGACGACGACUCUGGGUUGCACAGAAAUUCCUUUCUCAAUCAAGGCGGUGGUCACAGUUCAAGGUGCCUAUGUGGAGCUCCAGGCCUUUCUCAACAUGUCGGCAAGCUUUCUUUCUUCUGUAGGGGGGUCUGACAGGUACCCGCUGUGUGAGAAUGUAGUGAUCCGUGUGCCAGUGCCAGGCGACUGGGUCAAAGUGACACAGACAGUGGCCUUGCUGCGACAGAGGUCACUGAAAGCCCGUAUGAACAGAAACGCCUGCUUGGGCUCUGUCAGCAGUGCAGACUCGCAACCUGUCAUGCAGGUGUCCAUCGGCACUGUCAAGUAUGAGAAUGUAUAUUCAGCCAUCGUGUGGAGGAUCGAGAGGCUGCCAGCAAAAAAUAUGGCCGUGGAUCAUCCCCAUUCAUUCUCCUGCAAGCUGGAGCUGGGAUCCGAUCAGGAGAUCCCAAAUGACUGGUACCCUUUCGUCACGAUGGAAUGUGAAAUAAUGGGAGCAGUCGUGUCACAGACCAGGGUGAAGUCUCUGGGCACCACGAAUGAUAUCCAGCCGCAGAAACAUCUGACCAGUUGGACACGCUAUCAUUGUCAGCUGGAAGUGGAGAAGAAAUGGAUUGAAACAGAGCCAGAGAGGCAAUCUGGCUGUAUGACACAGUGACGAUUAAAGAAGCUCUGAAGACGACGUUAUCCUCUUGGUCUAAGACAUUUCCCAAAAUCUUUUCCAUAGUAAAAAGGGAUAACAAAAAAAAGAACAAAAAGAAGGGUGAUGAGGGACUUUCUGCUUAUAUCCGGUGUCGCAUUCAUCUAAUUACACAUAGCCUGGUAACCAAUUUUGUAUCCAUUUAAUUGAGACUGAAUUAGUCUAGACCUAAUCAAAACUUAACAUGGUCAUUUUACCUAGCACUUUACAUGUAAUAGAUUAAUAAAUUGUAAGAUUACGGUUUAUAUGAGUACUGUAUAUAAGCUUGCAUUUGCAUCAUCUGCACUGCUCUCCAGAAUGAUUGGCAACAAAGGUUUGCCAAACAGACUGAAUGAGAUAAAAGGCAUCAGUAAUGAGAAAUAUUCACUGUGUGUUAGAAAAACAAAUUACCAGCAGGGGUUUAGGGUCCGACCCUUGUUUGUGCCGUGCAUUGUUUAACAUGACAUAGUUAUAAACUGAUUCAUUUGGCCACAACUCCUCUGCAUUUGAACUAAACAAUUUUUGGCAGAAGACACGUUUACAUGAAAACCAAUAUUAAAAUUGCGCAAUUAAGACAAUAGUCUCAAUAAGACUUUGUCAUGUAAACCUUUUUUUUUAGAUGACCUUAACCUGAAUAAGGUCAUGCUCAGGAUAUGUGGAGUCUUCUGACCUUAGUCGCAUAAUGUAGACAUGUAUACGUAUUAUAGCAAUAUAAGGUUCUAUUCCAUUUUUCACAGCUUGUAUGAGUCAUAAUCAGACUAUGUACUGUCACAUGUAAAUGACGAUAUUAAUGAAAUAUUCUAUUAGCAACUCAUAAACAUUCUAAUCAUAGUAAUGUCUUAAUCAGAAUAAAGUCAAGUCAGAAUAUUGCUCUCAAUGUAAACAGUAAUAUUAUUCUAAGAAUCUCAGCACAUAGGUAACCCCAUGCAUCAGUAUGUGUCAAAAUAAUGUUAACACAUUUAAUCACACAAAACCAUUGGUUCACAGUGUCACAGAGCAGCAAUCACAGUGUUUACACAUUACAAUGUUUUCACAGCAACAUGAGACCAACACACAACUAAAUAAUUUCUUA
Molecule: messenger RNA, 3491 nt
Organism: Paralichthys olivaceus (Japanese flounder)
Lineage: Eukaryota; Metazoa; Chordata; Actinopteri; Pleuronectiformes; Paralichthyidae
Gene: ston1
Product: stonin 1
Biological process (GO): synaptic vesicle endocytosis; regulation of endocytosis
Cellular component (GO): synaptic vesicle; clathrin-coated vesicle
Molecular function (GO): clathrin-cargo adaptor activity
Source: RefSeq, a predicted model, not a curated record